AUGGUUGGGCUACGGGCGUGCCCAUCGCCGGUGGCAGUGGCCUAUAAUUCAGGCAGGCAGAAACAAGGGAGCGCGAUCGUGAUCACUUCGCUGCGGCUCAAGAAUUUCAAGAACUUUGCGGACGAGACGCUGAAGCUCGGGCCUUUCACGGUAAUAGUGGGCGCAAACGCCAGCGGGAAGAGCAACAUUCGGGACGCCUUUCGGUUCCUGCACGGGAUCGGGAGGGGGUACACGCUGGCGGAGGCUAUUGGUGGGAAGGUUGGUGGCGGCGGCUAUGUCGAAUGGGAGCCGAUCCGGGGUGUGCCCAACGAGAUAGUUCGAUUUGGGCAGCCCUACGCUGACGGCAUUGGAGAAUUCUAUUCUAAGAUGGAACUGGACUUGGAUGGGAAGAAGAUAGCCUACUCUAUAGGCGUUGGGAUUAACCCGGGCGCUCAGGACGGGUUUCGUUUGUUGUCAGAGAUGAUGCAAAUAGAUGAAAGUCCAGUUUUCGGAAGCAUAAUUUCGGAACAGGAAUGGAGUUUUAUACAUGAAGCCCGACCGUCCUUGACGAAGCCCAUUGCAUAUGACCCACUAGUUGAUUGCGAGCGGUUACGCCUUUGUUCACUAAUUGAGAGGAUGCGUUUUUUGGAUCUGUCGCCGGCGCAAAUGCGGGAACCUUCCAUCCCCGGCGCAGCCACGCUGGGCAACCGCGGCCAGAAUUUGCCCACGGUACUGGAAGCAAUCUGCGCCGACCCCGACCGCAAGCAUGUCCUGACCUCAUGGCUGCAGGAACUGACGCCGAUGGAUGUGGGCGACUUUGAAUUUCCUCGCGACCCCAGCGGACGAGUGCAUCUCUACAUCACAGAACGCAACGGGCGCAAGGUGUCGGCAUAUAGCGCUUCCGAUGGGACAUUGCGCUUUCUCGCCAUGCUCGCCAUGCUGCUUAACGAGGACGAUGGUGGCACCUAUUUCUUUGAAGACAUCGACAGUGGCAUCCACCCCAACCGCCUGUGGCUUCUGCUGGAACUUAUAGAAAAGCAGACGGCGAAGGGGAACAUUCAGGUGAUCACGACUACGCAUUCUCCGGCAUUGUUGGCGUGGAUGAACGACGAAACCUUUGAAAACACCUCCAUCAUGUACCGGGACGAACACGCAACCGACAGCGUGAUCCGCCCGAUCGCUGACCUCUACAAUCUGCGCGAGCUUAGAAAAUCCCAAGGCUUGGAACGGCUGCUCACUAACGGAUGGCUGGAAAACGCGAUGAAGUCCUCCGAAGGAAUACCCGAUACCGACUAUUUGGUUGAUGGCGAUGAGGAGGACGCCAUCGGAUGA
Geodia barretti is the source of this 1311-nucleotide messenger RNA. Lineage: Eukaryota; Metazoa; Porifera; Demospongiae; Tetractinellida; Geodiidae. The record is from the annotation of a GenBank genome assembly.